Messenger RNA from Insectozyma verbasci, 2526 nucleotides. Lineage: Eukaryota; Fungi; Ascomycota; Pichiomycetes; Serinales; Debaryomycetaceae. The record is from the annotation of a GenBank genome assembly.
AUGAAUAUUGGAAUUGUAGGUGCAGGAUUAGUUGGUUGUUUAUCAGCAUUAGCUUUCACAAAGAAAGGUUAUAAAGUUAGUUUAUUUGAAUUAAGGCAAGACUAUAGUAGUCUGACUGAAAGAAGUUUAAAAUCUAUCAAUUUAGCUGUUAGUAAUAGAGGUUUACGGGCAUUAAAAGAAAUUGAUGAAUUUAUUCAUGAUAAGGUUUUAGAAAAUGUUAUUCCCAUGAAAGGAAGAAUGGUGCAUACUGAUAAACUUGAAAGUCAGUUAUACGGUUUACAUGGUGAAGCUAUAAAUUCAAUAGAUCGUGGUUUAUUAAAUGACAUUUUAAUAAAUGAAUUGAAAAAAUUGGGUGUUGAGAUUUAUUUUGAACAUAAAUUAAUUAAAUUAGAUCCAGAAGGUAAUAUUUCAUUUAUAAAUCAUGGUCAUAUGAAAAAUUUUAAAUUUGAUUACUUAAUUGGUGCUGAUGGUGCCCAUUCGCAGUUUAGAUAUCAAUUACAAAAACAUUGUAGAAUGAAUUAUAGUCAAAAAUAUAUUGACAUGCAAUAUUUGGAAUUGUAUAUACCUCCAAUUAAUGGUGGGUUUGCAUUUGAUAAAAAUCAUUUACAUAUUUGGCCAAAGCAUAAUUUUAUGUUAAUUGCAUUACCAAAUACUGAUCAUUCAUUUACAUCGACUUUUUUCAGUCCUUGGAGUGUUAUAGAAGGGUUAGAUACUAAAGGAUGGUUGGAAUUUUUUAAGAAGGAAUUCCCAGAUGCUUAUGAUUUAAUUGGAGAAGAACCUUUAAUAUCUGCUUUUGAAAAUAAUCCAAGAGGAUCACUCAUGCAAGUUGAAUGUUAUCCUUAUAGUCAUAAGAAAGCUAUUAUUAUUGGAGAUGCUGCACAUUCAAUGGUUCCAUUUUAUGGUCAAGGUAUGAAUUGUGGAUUUGAAGAUGUUCGUAUUUUAUUCGAGCUUAUUGAUGAAUUUGGUAUUGAUAAAGGGUUUGAAAAAUAUUCACCAUCAAGACAUGAAGAUUUAAAAGCAAUUUGUAAAUUAGCAUUAGACAAUUAUCAUGAAAUGAGUUCAAGAGUGGUUAGUUUAAGGUAUUUAAUUAAGAAAAAUUUAGAUUACACAUUAGGCAAAUUUUUCAGUUGGUUACCAUUAUACACCAUGGUUUCAUUUAGAGAUGAUAUACCAUAUUCCAAGGCAAUUACUAUAUCCAAAAGACAAGAUAGCAUACUAAACGCUAUUACAACUUCAUUCGCCGUUGGCGUAAUAUUUUUUGGUGUAAAAUUAUAUAAUCGCAUUGAAAAAAUUUAUUCUACGAAGUAAAUGAUAAAAUAUACAACAAGAUCAAUACAUACUAGAUCUUUUCUACUUCAAAACCAAUCACCAUUAAAGGUGUUUUUAGACACUUUCAAACAAGAAGUCAAAAAAUCAAAUGAACUAAAGCAAAACAUAAAAGCUUUACAAGAUGAAUCUGGUAGAAUGGCUGAAUCAGAAGCUUUUAAAAGAGCAAAAGAAGCUUAUGCAAAAGCUCAAAAGGGAUCAUCUGCUGCUGGUAAAGUAUUGAAAAAAACUGGUGAGACUAUUGGUGAUACUGCUUAUAAAGCUUGGGAAUCUCCUGUUGGUAAAGGUGUUCGUACAACUGUGAGAGUCUCUUCAGAAGCGGUAGACAAAGCUUUUGAACCGGUUAGAAAAACUCAAAUAUAUAAGGAUGUUAGUGAAGUAAUAGAUGAUGGUAGUUCAACUGCUUAUGGUGGGUUUUUAACUAAAGAACAAAGAGAAAUUUUAAGACAAAAAGAGUUGCAAAAAAAAUUAGCCAAAGGCUAUCAAGCACCAGUUAGAGAAAAUCAAGAAGCUGGAGGUGAAUUAAUAGCAACUGAACAUAAAGCUUCUGGACCUUCAGUUGGUGAAAAAUGGGAAGAUUUUAAAUUAAAAUCACCAAUUGGUAAAUUAAUUUCUAUUUUACAAGAAAAAUGGGAAGAAAGUGAAAAUGGUUUAAUUUCAUUAAUGCGUACAAUAGUUGAAAAAGUUACUGGAUUUUUUGCUGAAACUGAACAAGCUAAAACUAUUAAACAAUUUAAAAUGAUGGAUCCAUCUUUUAAAUUAAUUGAUUUUCAAAAAACUUUAACAAAUUAUAUAGUACCAGAAAUUGUUGAUGCUUAUAUAAAAAAUGAUGCUAAAACUUUAAAACAAUGGUUUAGUGAAGCUCCUUUUAAUGUAUGGGAAGCAAAUAAUAAACAAUUCAUUCAACAAGGAUUAUAUUCAGAUUCAAAAAUAUUAGAUAUUAGAGGAGUUGAUAUAGUUACAUGUAAACAAUUACAACCAAAUGAUAUACCAGUUAUAGUUGUUUCAUGUAGAGCACAAGAAAUUCAUUUAUUUAGAAAAGCAAAAACAAAUGAAAUUGCGGCAGGUACAGAAGAUCAUAUUCAAAUGAGUACAUAUGCAAUGGUAUUAACAAGAAUACCAGAAGAAUUUGAUAAUAAGACAACAGAUGGUUGGAAGAUUAUUGAGUUUGCAAGAGGUGGAUCAAGACCAUUUCAUUAA